CCAGCCCCCCGCCCGGCCCGGCUCCGCGCCGCUCUCCCGCCCUCCUCUCUCCCUCCCUCCCGGCCGCGGAGCAGCAUGGCGGAGCCCGGGCAGCGGCCGCGCGGCCGUCCGCCGCCCCUCUGAGCCCGGCUCAGGGGCAGCUGGGCACACAGAUCCGACCCCCGCCCCCGCCGCGCCCGCCGCCGCACUUGUCCCACUGCGCGACCCCUGGAGUGCGGCGCACCCCUGGGACCUUGCGCGCCCCGGGUCGCCAGCAUAACCCCAGGACCCCGCGCACCGCGGGAUCCCAGUACUGCCCCAGGAGCCCCGCGCGCCCCUGGACCGCGACACCGCCCCGGGACCCCCGCGAGCUCUCAGAACCCCGGGGCUCGGCCCGACGGGGCUGCGCGCCCGGGUGAAGAGCUCCGCCCCAGAGGGUACCCCUCUUCCAACUGACGGAGCCCCGCCCCCGAGGGAACCCCAGGUUCGGCAGGGACGUCCAGCCACGCCCCAGAGGGCUCCCAGCAUCCAGCCACUGGAGCCCCGCGCUCCAGAGGAACCUCGGUGCCCAGCUGGGGGCUCCCCGCCCCGCUGAGGGGGCGCCGCCCAGGAGGGUCCCCCGCGCCCCGCGGGCCCCGGCAGGAUGCACGCCGCCCUGGCGGGACCGCUGCUCGCCGCCCUCCUCGCCACCGCCCGCGCCCACCCGCAGCCCCUGGACGGAGGACAGUGCCGGCCGCCCGGAUCGCAAAGGGACCUCAACUCCUUCCUGUGGACUAUUCGGCGAGACCCCCCGGCCUAUCUGUUCGGUACCAUCCACGUCCCCUACACGCGCGUCUGGGACUUUAUCCCAGACAACUCCAAGGCAGCCUUCCAGGCCAGUGCCCGCGUCUACUUUGAGCUGGACCUGACGGACCCCUACACCAUCUCGGCGCUGGCCAGCUGCCAGCUGCUGCCCCACGGGGAGAACCUGCAGGACCUGCUGCCCCGAGAACUCUACUGGCGCCUGAAGCGCCACCUGGACUACGUGAAGCUGAUGAUGCCCUCUUGGAUGACGCCCGCGCAGCGGGGCAAGGGGCUGUACGCCGACUACCUGUUCAACGCCAUCGCGGGCAACUGGGAGCGCAAGAGGCCUGUGUGGGUGAUGCUGAUGGUGAACUCGCUCACGGAGACCGACGUGCGCUCCCGGGGCGUGCCCGUGCUCGACCUGUACCUGGCCCAGCAGGCCGAGAGGAUGAGGAAGAGCACGGGGGCCGUGGAGCGGGUGGAGGAGCAGUGCCACCCACUCAAUGGGCUCAACUUCUCCCAGGUGUUGUUUGCCCUGAACCAGACCCUGCUGCAGCACGAGAGCGUGCGAGCUGGGAGCCUACAGGCGCCCUACACCACGGAGGACCUCAUCAAGCACUACAACUGCGGGGAUCUCAAUGCCGUCAUCUUUAACCAUGACACGUCACAGCUGCCCAACUUUAUCAACACCACCCUCCCGCCACAUGAGCAGGUGACAGCCCAGGAAAUCGACAGCUACUUCCGCCAGGAGCUUAUCUACAAGAGAAAUGAGCGGAUGGGGAAGAGGGUCAUGGCACUUCUUCAGGAGAAUGAAGACAAGAUCUGCUUCUUUGCCUUUGGAGCAGGUCACUUCCUGGGGAACAAUACAGUCAUUGACGUCCUUCGGCAGGCAGGGCUGGAGGUGGAACACACGCCCGCAGGGCAGACCAUCCGCAGCUCUGCUGCCAGGAGCCCUGCACCUCCAUCUGAGGGGACCUCAGUGAGCCCAGCCCCAGUGACCCCAGCUGCUGUUGUGCCCACAGCGCCCUCCGUGACCCCCACCACCCCACCCGAGGAGGAGGACCCAGCCCUGUCCCCACACCUCCUGCUCCCCGACAGCCUCAGCCAGCUGGAGGAGUUCGGGCGGCAGAAGAAGUGGCACAAGAGGCAGAAUAAACACCAGCGGCCACGGCAGUUCAAUGACCUCUGGGUCCGCAUCGAGGACAGCACCACCGCCUCGCCACCCCCGCUGCCCCUCCAGCCCACGCACAGCUCUGGGACCACCAGGCCCUCCUUCCAGCUCUCGGACCAGCUCCAGCAGCAGGAAGAGCCGGGCUCCGCCAGCAGCUCAGCGCCCGCCAGACUGCAGCCAGCCCUCGGCCUCCUCCCUGCCGUUGCCAUCUCCACCAGCAUUGCAGCCCCCUUCCUGCUACACACUCUUAGGCCCUCCUGACCUCGACUGGCCCAUGCAGAGAAGCCAGAGAAACCACAGGAGGGUCUUUGGCCACACCCCGCUGCCCCUGCCGUCACCUCCAGGGGCGCCUGACUCCUCAUGCGCAGGCAGUCCAGACGGGAUCCGUUAGAACACUAGAGCUUUAUUGUGCCCAAGUUACAUCUUCUUUUUUGUAGAAGGAUCUUAAUUUCCCAUAGUGCUAUGGGGUUCUUUUGUAAAAUACGUGUCCAUAUUAAAAAAGAAAAAUGUAUUUAUUCCACCGAUAAAACUAUUUUUAUGUGGCCUAUGUUAAUAACCCCUUAAUUAGCCCCAGCACCAACCCAGGAGGUGAACCCAGGUUGUCAGGACACCUGUGACCUCAUGCAGACAGUGGGUUUGAACUUGCUUCCUCCUGGAUCAGCAGAAGCCUCCAGGGUCUGGGUUUGGCUUCUCCUACUGUGGGGACCUCAGAGGGAGGGGCAGUCAGACAGGCUUAGCUUUUGUGAAGCUGGAUUUGGGAGUCCGAGAUGUGAACGCUGACAGUCCUUCCCUCCCCUGGAUGCAUCCUAGGGCUGGGGAGAUACUUUCGGAAAGAGAUGCUGCUAUUUUGAAACCCCUGGGUGUCUGUGAACAGACCUCCAGAAUUCUUGGUAAGUGUUUUGAACAAAGCACUGGGGUGGGGGGGGAUGUUGGUGCUGAGGGAGGUGGUUUCCCAGCCCCAUGUGCCUGAUGGUUAAACCGAGAUCCAGAGAGAGGACGGGGGUUGUCCAAGGUCACACCGCAUGUGGGAGAUCCAGGAUGUGAAUCCAGGCCUCUCUCUUCUGACAGCAUUAAUCCAGCUUGGGUUAUAGGAGAUGCUACUAAAGUCACAGCCACAUGGAAUGAGCUGGGCUGAAGGACUGGAGUGGGCACAGAAGGGCAAUUCAGGGACAGGGGCUCUAGGAUUCACAUGGUAACAAUUGUAAUGAGAGCCGCCAUUUGUCCAAAGCCCGCAGUGUGGCAGGCACUUUGCACACUCACUUUAUCCCUGGUCCUCACACCAGUUCUAUGAGAGGCAGUUAUCUCCACUUCACAGAUGAGGAAACUGAGCCCCCUAAAAAGGUAAAGGGACUUGCUCAAGGUCACUCAGACAGAACAUGCCCCAGAUCAAUAUGAUUCAAAAGUGAUUCUUGUCUCUUGGGUCAUGUUCUGCCAUGCUCUCUACACAGGGAAGCUCCCAGGGAGGUGGGUGGGCCUUGCCCCAGUGGGCCAGCACAAGCUUCUUACUCCAGCCAGAGAGUCUGUUGGCCACAGUUACUCAUGUUGGUCACUCUUGCCAAAGGGCUCUGUGCGUGCCACGUGUCCCAUGCCCCAACUCAUCUUGGAGCCAGUGAAAGGUCUUUCUGCCAAAUCAGAGGAUGGGGAGUAGGGGGCAGCUGUGGAAAGUCUGGGAAGCAGGAAGGCAGCCAGAUGGGGGCAGUCAGGCCACUACAACUCAGAGAGACUGACCUCACUCCUCUGCCCCCAAGGUUGUGGCCGAGAAGGCAGAAGACCCAGUGUGGCUGCCUUCCUGCUAGCCCUGAACCCCCAAUGGGCUAACGGCUCAUCAGUUAGAGGAUCCUGGAACACGAGAACAGAAAGAACCUCUCAUGUGACUGAUAAUAAUUCCUGUAAGGGUAAUACUAAGGCCCACACAGAGCAGAAUUUCCCCAAGGCUGCACAGCUGGGUGUCUGCCGACCCCCAGACCAGUGCUCUCCAGCAUCCCUGCACCAUGGCUUUGUUCCUCCAGCAGGCCUGGUAGUGACUGAUUAGCUCAGUACCUUCUUGCCCAGCAGGGCAGCUGUCUUCCUUCUGAGGUAGUAGAAUUCAGGGCAGCUCACUGGAUGGUCAGGGGUCCCAUUGGUAUCUUGGCAGGCAGCUGAAUUCUUUUCAGCUCAGCUCCGGAUGGAUGUGUUUGAGCUUGAGACCUGGCAGGAGCCCUGAGCUUUACUUCAGAGGGUCCAGCCAGCCCCAUGGGCACCAUGCUGUAAACUGAACUUGACCUCAGCCAGGGUUUAUCCUUGGCAGAAACGUGACUUCCUAUUUCUGAGCAGGAAGGGGCUUAGCUGACUUAUAAAGCAGGCUCAGAAGGCCUGGGGGACAUCAAACACAUCGUGCAGAGCACUAUUUGGAUGAGAUAAGUGUAAAGGAAUUAGAAACACACAGGCCAGAUUUCCCUCUGUUCAGGGCAGAGUGUGGCAUGCAAUGUAUUGAGAUGGAACUUGAGGUUAAUUAAAGAUGAAGCAUUUGGGUAAACAGUCCAGGCACCUGACUGCGUGCCCAGAUCUGUGCCAGGCACGGGGCCAAAGAGGUAAAUUAAUGCAGUGUGUGAUUAUCAAGCACACAUGGUGCCCACCUCUGUGUUGGGCCCGAAUCUACUUACCUUUCCUGACCUGGAGGAACUGCACUGAGAGGGACAAGCAGCACAGUCCUAGAUUCCUAGAAGGAGCUUUGAGGUUAUCCUGUCCAAUCCCCUGACCAGGCAGAUUCUGCUCUAGUCUUCUCAGGACUCCUUCUCUGGGCAGACUGGGGGAUUCCAUACUCUCCCUCAAAUAAGCACUCAAGUGUCUCAAGAAAGAUAGAUGAGCUAACUGAUUAGGUGGACAUGUACCCAUGGGAUAGCCAGAGCCAAUGCGGGUCAGACAUCUGCAGCCUGAGUUUGCUGAUCUCCGAGGACCACCCACUGGCCAGGGUUUGAGCUGAACUGUACUCGCUGCUUAUACCCCAGAAGACCCAAGGCUCAUUUACAGAAGUCAGAAUGGCUGGGGCACAUGCAUUCUCUCACCCUGGGCCGGAGAGCCCCAUUCCAUCAACAGCGCUCACAUGCUUGGAAAUGAUCUUUCCACCACUACUGACAUUUUUUCCAGCAUGAUCUGUGUGCUUAGCCUCAUAAAAUGCCCCUGUUGUUCUGAGAGCACCGUGUAUACUUCUCAAGGCUUUCCCAUUUGACCUUGAAGCAGGCACAGAAGAUAGAUGGACUGAGACCCAGUAGGUUAAGUGAUCUGCCUAAGGUUAGGCAGCAGGUUAGUGGUGGCUUUAGGUCCCCUGUCUCUCAGGAAACCUGACUGAAUGACCAAGGAGCUUUCUGGGGCUGGUCAGCAUGGCCAUGUCUUCUGGUCUUCCUCCCUCCAGGCUGUUCUGACACACCAGCACCCAGGGAAGGCAGGGAUCAUGAAGGGGCAUGCUCAGGCUGCAAGGAGCUGCACAGGGCCAUCACGGACCCCACCAUCUCUGAGAUUCAAAAGAUCCGGAAGAGGGUAGGAAGCAUGGAAACCUGUACCGACGGGCAAGUUUGCCUUUGCUCUGAAAGGCCAUUGGCGAGUUUUCCUCACGCUGAAUGCUCUGUCAUCUACUUCCUGGCUUCAAACAGACUUGGGCAAACCUAGAGGCUCAGGAUCCUUGUUCCACCUGCCCAGUCUCCAGUCUGCUGCCACUAUCACAACAGAUACCGAGGAAAGGUCCUCCACCAAAAGGACAGCUUAUGAAAAACACAUUGAUGGACAAGAGAACUACUUGGGAAUUGCAGCUCCUGUGUGGCAGAGAAGAGAAUUGGAGCUGAUGAUAGUGUCUCAAUGACCGUGGGAUAAGAACCAAAGUCCUCAGCAUGGCAUUCUAGAUUCUCUGUGAUCUGGCCCUCCUGGCCUUGACAGCCACAUUUCUCAUCUCUCCCACUCUGUCCUGACCAGACUGAACCGAAUUUGUCAUUUCUAGAAUAGGCAGAAUGUUUCACACAUGCUGCUUCCUAGGCCUGGAAACACUUACCCGUAACUGCUCAUUUUUUUUUUUUUUUUGAGGAUUAAUGCAGAUGACACCUCGUCCAGGAGGCCCCCUGUGAUUCCUUUGUGCUUUCUUAACAUCUAUCACAACACCCACUGAGACUGAUUAAUUGCCCAUCUGCUCUCCAAUUGGACUGUGAGCUCCUUGAUGGCAAGAGUCACAUCAACUCACCUUUGUAUCUUCAUCUGACACAAAGAUGGCACUCAAUAGCUGUGUAGAAAGAAAAAGAAAGAGGAAAGAAGGAAGGAGAAAGGCAGACGGUAGCUCUGCUUUUGGAGUAGCUUCUUAUACAAAGCCAAAGUUGUCCAAGGAUGUACAGGUGCCCCUGCAGAUGGUGAGUUUCCUGUCAGGAGAAGUGUGUGAGCAGGGGCAGUAGGCCCACUGGCUGAAGACUUGGUAGAAAGUUGAAGUCUUGGCAAAGGACUAGAGUAGAUGACAUGGAGAGUCCCUCCUGCCUCUGUUAAUGCUCAGGUUCUUUGAACAUUGUUAUUUUUUUAAAAAAUUUGUCUAAGCAGCCAAAAAUAUCACCCGGCUGCCUGUCUAAACCAAUAAGGUUCAGGAACGAGUCCAGCCUCACACCACAGUUCUUCAGCAGCGUAGCCGGGCCUGACGGGAAUUGGCAGGCUUGCCAGUUGCCUUGGGAUAGGGGGACUUCUGGGCUGUGGGGGAAGGCAGGAACAGAACGCAGGACCCUGGUCCCAGCACGGAGCUCAUUGCUUCCCUGUCCCUGACCCUGGGGGAGGGAACAGAGGGGUCAUGAGAGCCAAUCGAGCCUUACCUGUCCCUGUCCCAGGAGCUUCUCCUACACUUUCUCUGUAGCUUUUCCUUUCCAGAAAUACUCUGGAGAGUCCUUUACUUUGCUGGGUGACCUUGGGCAAGCCCCUACCGCUCUCUGAGCCUCCAUUUCCUCAUCUGUCAAACAGAGGCCUUAUUUCCUACCUAAGGUAUUCUGGAGGGACAGGAAAACGCAGUGUGCAAUUUUGGGGCUCCAUGAAGGUGAGGUGCGACCCCUCCCAGGGAUCAGUGCUCAGCUUUUCUCCCAGGACCCACAGGCUGCCAUGGGAUUGGGAACAUGUGGCAGGCAGAAGAGGUGACAGAGUAGCACGCUUCAAAGAGCCCCUCCUUCCCAAGUCCCACUAAUGGGAAAGUGGCCUUUGAAUGGGACCAGAGUCUAAGAAGUUUCUGGUGGGGCUUUCAGACAUCUUGGGCCCCCAUAGCUGGGGUGGCAGAGCCUGACUCCUGGCCACGGGAGGUUCUAGCCCAGAACAGAGGAAGCAGAGCUUCUGCCUCAUUCCCGGGCCUCUGAGAGUUUGCAGGAGGUCUCUGCCUGGCUCUCACUGUGCGGCACACACUUGGGACCUUAAUGUAUUUGAAAGUAUUCGUGAUGCUGUUCUUUCAGUCACCUCUUCCCCUCACCUCUGUGAAUUAUCAUGAAGAGUUCUUUAAGAAUAUAAUAGAAGACAAAGAAAGAUGCUAUUAAUGUUAUUUUGCCAAAAAUAUUUUUGUAGCAUAAUAUAUUAAUA
Messenger RNA from Artibeus jamaicensis (Jamaican fruit-eating bat), 7492 nucleotides. RefSeq names its product TraB domain containing 2B (gene TRABD2B). Gene Ontology annotation, cellular component: organelle membrane. The record is from RefSeq and is a predicted model, not a curated record. The transcript is spliced from 7 exons. Gene Ontology annotation, biological process: negative regulation of Wnt signaling pathway. Gene Ontology annotation, molecular function: metalloendopeptidase activity; Wnt-protein binding. The coding region runs from base 623 to 2194 and encodes 523 amino acids. NCBI's taxonomy places the organism in Eukaryota, Metazoa, Chordata, Mammalia, Chiroptera, Phyllostomidae.